AGAGGGACAUCCACUGUACGAAUCAUAAAGCAGAAUUUUAGCCCCAGGCCUGAGAUCUGGAGACAUGCUGCUACCUUGCCCUCUCCUCCCUGGGUAGCAAGAGGUGAGCGCAGGCCCUGGGGGCACGGCAGCCCAGGGCAAGCCCUCCGGUAGAUGGCACGCACGGGCCUAGCAAAGCAUCACUGCAGCGAUGGAGAGAAAUCUGACACUGCCAGACACUCCCUUGGAAUAGCCAGGGGCCGAGCAGGAACCAGGAAAUACAAGCUCUCCCUGUCCAGAAAACACUUCUGCUUCAUGGAGGAAGGAGCAACAUGGGCAAUCUCUGCAGCUGCGGGCAACCAUGGAACUGUCCUUCGCCUUUUAAAAGAAAGAAAGAAAAGCAAGGAACUAAUGCGAGACAUGAGACCCAACAGCAUCAGCCUGGCAGGAAGGCUCCGACCUAUGAAGAUGUCCCAGAGUAUCCUGUCUAUGCCACUGUGAGUAAACCCAAGAGUAUGAAGCAGGAUGACAGCAUUCAUUACGCAGACAUCCAAGUGUUCACUAAGGUCCGGGAACGCUCUGCAGCAGAGGUGAAGAACUUACAAAUGCAGAAUGCCACAGAGUAUGCCACCCUCAACUUCCCCCGCCCCAGGCUGAAAUAUGACAGUAAGAAUGGGACCCUGGUAUAAAAGGCUUGAUGGCCCCCUCCUCCUUCAGCAGCAAAAGGAUUUCACAGACUUAGAGAUACUGUAGAUGCAAGCUAACCUCAUGGACACAUCAAGUCUCCCUGAGAAAAUGCAGAGAGGUUGUGUCUUCUACCUGCAUUUCUCUUCAGAGGACACAGCCAUAUUUAUUCUUACAUGAUGAGUAGUUUCCUAUCUGAUUCUGCUGACAAAAAACACCUCUUUCCCUUGGAAGAGUGCCUCUGAAGCUGGCAACUCAUCUUCUGUCAGCACUGUGAGAAGACAGAGCUGCUCCUUGGCUGAUGAAGGCUAAAACCACAGCCCAGAGCUCCAGUGAGAAAGUUCCUGCUAUGGCACAGGACCAGUUAGCUGAGUGCUGCUCUGCAGAUGGAUUUGGGAACAUGGCACACAAGAUUCAAUACUGGGACAAGGCAGAUGUUGCCAUAGGAUUUUAUGUCAAUGUUAAGAAAAUUCUGCAAUGUGCAGAAUGACAUGUGGAUGAUACUGUGAAGAAAUGGCAUGAAACCUUUAACAGUAUCUACUGCAAUGUUUUCCUCCAACACCUGCCUCUGUAACCACAGUCAUGCAUUAUGUGCAUCCCCUUUUCUCAAAAAGCAGUGUUUAACCGUGCAUAGCACAGUAAAACCAAGGCCAGAAAUGCAGAAUUAACGGAGAGGUAUAGAACAAUUUAUUUCGCUGAAGGGCUGUACAGAUAGGCAUCCUUACCCCAAUGUGCACAAAACUGAGUAGUGAGCUCUUAGCUCUGACUGAAGUUUCCUUGAAAUGAAACAAGGAAAAUUCACAAUUUAACUGUGAGGCAGCCAUUUAAAAGCCACUGCCUAUAUUUAGGGCAGUUAUCCAGUCCUUAGAGUACAGCAGCUGUCUGCAUGCAUGAGAUACUGGGAAUGAAUCCAAGUCAACUUUAGAGAGGGCUUUGGACUUUCCCCCCAUUUUUUUUUUAUUUCGUACUGUCAGCCUUAGUUAUAAAACCCAGUACCACAGAGCACACACCAUGUGGUGUUUUCUGCUAACCCUCACAGAUACACCUUUGAGAAUGUGUUUAUGGAUUUAAAAUAGUCUUAGUAAUGCAGUAUAGCAAUCAUCCAAAAGGCUUCUGCCACUGGACUGAAUCUGGCAGUUGCAGCAUUGGCAGUUGAACAGGGCUCCCAAGCAGUUAUCUUCAGGCACUAAAUCAAUAUUUGGCACAUUCUGUUCCUAAAUAAUGGUCUGCAUAGCUAAAUACAGACUGUGGAACAACCUGUUUGUUGCCAGUGUUCAAAAAUGGACAUCCUGGUAUGUUUUAUAAACAUAUAUAAUUGUGUAUAUUAUGGCUCAGCUAAAUGUAAAAAGCAUGAAGGAGUUCCUGCUCAUUACAAACAAUAAAGCUGGCAUGGGCAGUGUUUGCUAAGACAGAAGUGUGAGGACCAGUCCUACAAUUUUUCUACCUUUUUGCCCAUGCUAUCCAGUAGACCUCAGCAGGGCUAUUGUAAGGGCAGAGUAAUGUUUCCAGGAGAAGGCCCCUUUUUUAUAAUGGACACAGUAUAUUUUUCUACCUGAAAAGGUUUUUUUUGCCCAUGCUAUCCAGCUGACCCCAGUGGGGCUAUUGUAAGGUGUGCAGUAGAAGGCCCUUCAUUUAAAAUGGAUACAGGAUUAUGUUACUGGAAGGGAUAGUUCUUCUGAACGCCAAGGAUUCCUCUUUCUGCUCCUCCAAGUUCCUUUGUAUACUCCAUGCCCAGCGUGAAAACCUGUCCUUUGGACUGAGGAAGGCUGAAUGGGCACAGGAUUUAGUUACGAGAGUGUAUCAGGGAAGCAUGGGACGCUCUAGCACUCAGUCCUGCUAGCCCAGCUGUCAGAGGGGCAGCCAGGGACACAGAUCCAGAUCUGGUUCAUGCUGGGCAUGGAGCUGCUGGGCACUGAAUUGCUGGUGCAAGUGCUAGAAAGGGACACUGGCUUCAGUUCUAGUCAAGCCCUCCGCAUCAUAGGAAGAAACUGGAUUUUUCAGAAACAUUAUUAAGUAUGGACUGUAGUUCAGGAGACAGGAGGUUUUCUAGAAGGUGCAGACUCCAACAAGUCAUUUUUAAAAACAAUUUAAGUGAAACAGCCCGUUAUUGCCGUGGCGCACACAGCAUGUGGUACUGAAGUUUUUCCUCACCCAGCAGGAGAGCUGGGGCCAGGGACAGCAAGCUGCACAGACACUGAGGUCGAGCUCCUGGGUCCAGAGUGGUGUACAUUUGCACAUCCAUCAAGUUAAACCAGUUUUGCCAUGCACAUAAGUAGGACUCAGAGGAACUUGCUUUCACAUAGUCACAUCACUUAGUUGUGUUGAUCUGUGGAUCAGCCCUGUUGUAUUCUUAAAGAAUGGGAGCAACAGUAGAAACUAUCUUUUAAGGAGUGCCUCAAAGCCUGGAAUGGUAGUUUAUCUCCUGCUCCCUAUGGAGCUCUAGUUCCCAUACGUAGCUAGUACUUGGUGGUGUUCCUGGAAGCACAGUGUAUCUUAGAGCGAUAAUCAAAUGCUCUGCAUAGGAACAGGAGUAGUACGGUAAUUUUGCCUGUUUACCAGGCCUUGAAUAGACAAAAUGUGAAAGCCACAUGUUCUGCAAUAAGAAUUUUUCCUUAAGAUUUGCACUGAAUAUUAAAAGCUUCCAACAGCACAUCUCCUGUGUUUCCCAAGGUUGUUAUGUUUAGGUGUUAAAUGAGUGUUAACGUAUCAAAUGCUCCUUGAACAUUAAAGAUGUAAUUUUUAGUUUUAACUAACAAA
Molecule: messenger RNA, 3420 nt
Organism: Grus americana (Whooping crane)
Lineage: Eukaryota; Metazoa; Chordata; Aves; Gruiformes; Gruidae
Gene: C24H11orf52
Product: chromosome 24 C11orf52 homolog
Exons: 4
Coding region: 312-668 (118 amino acids)
Cellular component (GO): extracellular exosome
Source: RefSeq, a predicted model, not a curated record